Colletotrichum chrysophilum is the source of this 1701-nucleotide messenger RNA. RefSeq lists its product as uncharacterized. The transcript has a single exon. Gene Ontology annotation, cellular component: membrane. Lineage: Eukaryota; Fungi; Ascomycota; Sordariomycetes; Glomerellales; Glomerellaceae. The record is from RefSeq and is a predicted model, not a curated record. Gene Ontology annotation, molecular function: amino acid transmembrane transporter activity. Bases 1 to 1701 code for a protein of 566 amino acids. Gene Ontology annotation, biological process: amino acid transmembrane transport.
AUGGCUUUGGAUCACGACAAGUCCCCCUUCUCGAAGGAGGCCAUCUCUUCUGACGACAAUGCCAACGAUGAGAAAGUUCAAGACUUCGGCCGACUCGAAAGCCAUACACAGGGAGAAUCACAGUUUGUCGGCCAGGGAGGCACGAAGAGAAAUGUCAAGUCGCGACAUGCUCAGAUGAUUGCCAUCGGUGGCAGUAUCGGAACUGGUCUUUUUGUCGGUUCUGGCCAAGUCCUUGCGGCAGGAGGCCCCUUGUUCCUCUUCCUGGCGUAUGCUUUGACAUCUAUCCUGGUGUAUGGAGUUGUCACGGCGGUCAUGGAAGUUGGAACAUACCUCCCUGUUACCGGCAGCUCCAUGUCCUACUACUGCAACCGUUACGCCUCAAGAUCUCUCGGAUUUGCUCUCGGCUGGCUCUACUUCUACUCCUUCGGAAUCAUCCUCGCAUACGAAAUCACGGUCGGAUCAAUUAUUAUAAACUACUGGCCGAAUAACGUUCCUAACGCUGUGUGGCUCACGCUCUUGUUGAUUGUCAUCGUUGGACUCAACUUUUCCCCGGUGGCCGUGUAUGCGGAGACCGAAUUCUGGUUUGCCAGCCUGAAAAUCAUCCUCUUUAUUGGCCUGUUGCUUUUAUCAGUGGUUCUGAUUCUCGGAGGAGGCCCCAGCGGCCAGCGUCUGGGAUUCUACUACUGGGUUGAUCCGGGAGCAACGAAAGAAUACAUCAUCACGGGCUCUGGUGGCCGUUUCACCGCGUUCCUCUAUGGAUGGGUGUUUUCCGGCUUCUCUUUCUACUUCAGCCCAGAGCUCAUUAUAAUUACCGGCGGAGAGAUGCAGAACCCUCGGAAGAAUCUUCCUAUUGCGAGCCGGAGGUUCUUCUACCGACUUAUCAUUUUCUACCUCCUGGGGUCCCUAGCAAUUGGUGCUAUUUGCAACUCCAACUCCGAGGGCCUGACGUCUGGAGCCGGCAACGCCGACGCAUCGCCUUGGGUUAUUGCUAUCAGGAAUGCAGGAAUCAACGGACUUCCCUCCGUUGUGAAUGCAGGAAUCCUGACGAGCGCGUGGUCUGCUGGUAACUCCUAUCUGUACAUGGCGAGUCGGUCUUUGUACUCGCUUGCUGUUGCAGGCAACGCCCCGAAGAUCUUCGCUCGAUGCAACAGCUACGGACUCCCCAUCUACGCUGUCAUUGCUGCUAGCUGCUUCACCUUGCUGGCAUACCUGAGCGUUUCUUCAGAUGCCGGAGUCGUGUUCAACUGGUUCGUCAGUCUGACAAAUACCGCUGGCUAUACAUCCUGGAUUUUCUGCGGUCUCAUCUUCCUUCGCUUCCGCAAGGCUUGCAAUGUCCAGGGCAUCAAGGUUCCUUACCAGUCAUGGUGCCAGCCGUACGGGGCGUACAUCUCUAUGGCCUGCUUUACUUUCCUGCUCUUGGCCAAUGGCUUCACCGUCUUCUACCCCGGCAGGUUCUCGGCAUCUAGCUUUUUGACGGCUUACAUUGGAAUUCCGCUCUUCAUUGUCAUCUACCUCGGCCACAAGCUUACCGUUGGCAAGAAUGACCCGUGGCUGUAUGCCCCCGAGACCGUUGAUCUCACAUCGGAUCUCAGGGAGGUCGAGGCUGAAGCUGAGUGGUGGACCAACUUGGAGAAAGAAAAGGAAGAGAAGGCGGGUGCAGCCAACAAGGCUUGGCGCAUGGUGUCAGCGAUUUGGGGAUGA